This is a messenger RNA of Ilyonectria robusta, 1245 nucleotides long. RefSeq lists its product as uncharacterized. The record is from RefSeq and is a predicted model, not a curated record. Gene Ontology annotation, biological process: nucleoside metabolic process. The transcript has a single exon. Gene Ontology annotation, molecular function: catalytic activity. The coding region runs from base 34 to 1146 and encodes 370 amino acids. NCBI's taxonomy places the organism in Eukaryota, Fungi, Ascomycota, Sordariomycetes, Hypocreales, Nectriaceae.
UAUUACUCAUAUGUGCUAAAGUGAGCGGAAUACAUGGGAGCUGUUCAGAAUUUGCGCUUUCUCCAGCAUCAUUCUCCGGUGCCAGCCAUGCGAUAUACGGUUCCGAUCAAAGCCAGCCCCGAAAAUCAUGUCAUGGGUUGUAAUCUGGAGCCUUACGUUACGCAAAAAGUACAUCAGGAUCUUCUCAAUGAAGCCAUUUCUCGCAUUCUGGUUACUGGAGCCAUCCGAAGGCAUCCGCCAGCUUCAGUGGCUGUGUUUGAACAGGACAGAUUGUUCGAUUUUCGGCGCCCAACGACGUCCCCAAUCGACUCGACAGCGGUACAACUGAACUGUUUCCCGAAUCAAAACCUGGUCCUGCAUUAUGCAAGCCUGAUUGCUACCUACCUUGAGCUUUGUGGGCGCAACCCUGGCAUUGUACAAUUGAGCCUGCCCGAGCCUGCCGAAACGGCGCGUUAUAUGCUUGAAUCCAAUCUUCAGUCCAUAGGACACAUUGAUAUAGCUAUUAUAGGCGACGUUCAGUACUUGAAGGAGCUCUCCAAAGGUCAGUGGCAAGGGAAUGGCGGAUCCGAGCAUGAUAUUUUCCGCUGGAAUAAGUUUCAGUCUCCCAAAGGCAAGACUGUUGCGCUGGUGGGCUGCCAGGAAAAGAUAUGGGGUGAUGCGGGUGACCACUUGGUUCGCACCCUCCACGCGCAAUCAAACAUUGAGUGCGUCAUCUACAUCGGCAAAGCUGGGUGUCUACAGCGGGGAUAUACCCCCAAUGAAUGGAUUGCGACUGGGGAUCAGGCUUUCGUCGAGAAUGAAACCAUCACGUGGCGAAACCCAUUGGAAAUGGUGAUAAAAAGCUCUACGGCAGUUGCUCACGGUUCAAUUGUUACCGUCCCGACUACUCUCUGCGAGACUCAUGAGUGGCUUGGCGAAUGGUCAUUGAAAGCGCUGUCGGUGGAUUGUGAAGUCGGCUAUAUUGCAAAGGCAGCAGCUGAACUGGAUAUUGCUUUUGGGUUUUUGAACAUCGUUUCUGAUAAUCUGUAUCAAACAGGUGGUGAGGACUUAUCUAAUGAAGAGUCGCAUACUGUUAUUAGUAAAAGAGAGAGACUGUACAAGGAAAUUACUAAAAUUAUAAAUUCCUUUCUGUCUUUAGACAACUAGCCAUCAAUUUACUAUUACCAGAAUAAAGAUAGAUUUUAAACUCUUAUCAAUAAAUACUGCAUUAUAUAUAAAAGAGUUAAAUGGAAGCCAAUAGAAAAG